Pteronotus mesoamericanus is the source of this 2217-nucleotide messenger RNA. It is a transcript of the gene FGGY, whose product is annotated as FGGY carbohydrate kinase domain containing. Gene Ontology annotation, cellular component: cytoplasm. Gene Ontology annotation, biological process: carbohydrate phosphorylation; pentose metabolic process. The record is from RefSeq and is a predicted model, not a curated record. Bases 90 to 1901 code for a protein of 603 amino acids. Gene Ontology annotation, molecular function: D-ribulokinase activity. The transcript has 17 exons. NCBI's taxonomy places the organism in Eukaryota, Metazoa, Chordata, Mammalia, Chiroptera, Mormoopidae.
UUGAGUUCCCAGUGUUGUCUCCCGGGUGAGGUGUCCGACCACCCUACGGGAGAGUCGGUCUUUACUGCAUCCCCAAGGCUGCGUUUGAGAUGUCUGGAAUCCGAGGUGAAGGGAACGCCAUGCCUGGUGGAGAUCAGGAACCAGGGCGCUACUACGUGGGCGUGGAUGUUGGGACAGGCAGCGUCCGUGCGGCUCUGGUGGACCAGAGGGGCAUCCUUUUGGCCUUUGCAGACCAGCCCAUUAACAAGUGGGAGCCUCAGUUCAACCACCAUGAACAGUCCUCCGAGGACAUCUGGGCCGCGUGCUGUGUUGUCACAAAGAAAGUUGUGCAAGGGAUCGAUUCAAACCAAAUCCGAGGGCUUGGGUUUGAUGCCACCUGUUCUCUGGUUGUUUUGGAUGAGCAGUUUCGUCCUAUACCAGUAAACCAUGAAGGGGAUUCCCAUCGAAACAUCAUCAUGUGGCUGGACCACCGAGCAGUCAGUCAGGUGCACAGGAUCAACCAAACUCAGCACAGCGUCCUACAGUAUGUCGGGGGUGUGAUGUCUGUGGAAAUGCAGGCCCCAAAGCUUCUGUGGCUAAAAGAGAACUUGAGAGAGACUUGCUGGGAUAAGGCGGGACAUUUCUUUGAUCUCCCAGACUUCUUAUCGUGGAAGGCAACAGGUGUCACAGCACGGUCUCUCUGCUCCCUGGUGUGCAAAUGGACAUACUCAGCGGAGAAAGGCUGGGACGACAGUUUUUGGAAGAUGAUUGGUUUGGAAGACUUGGUUGCAGAUAAUUACAGAAAAAUAGGAAACCAGGUGCUGCCUCCUGGAGCUUCUCUUGGAAAUGGGCUUACACCAGAGGCAGCGCAAGACCUUGGCCUUCCUGCUGGGAUUGCAGUGGCAGCCUCACUUAUUGAUGCGCAUGCAGGAGGACUAGGAGUGAUCGGAACAGAUGUGAGGGGGCACGGCCUCGCCUGUGAGGGACAGCCAGUGACGUCACGGUUGGCUGUCAUCUGUGGAACAUCUUCUUGUCACAUGGGGAUUAGCAAAGACCCGAUUUUUGUACCAGGCGUCUGGGGCCCUUAUUUCUCAGCCAUGGUUCCUGGGUUCUGGCUGAAUGAAGGUGGACAGAGUGUCACUGGGAAACUGAUAGACCACAUGGUGCAAGGCCAUGUGGCCUUCCCCGAACUGCAAGCCAAGGCCACUGCCAGAUGCCAGAGUGUAUAUGCAUAUUUGAACAGUCACCUGGAUCUGAUUAAGAAGGCUCAGCCUGUGGGUUUCCUCACUGUUGAUUUACAUGUUUGGCCAGAUUUCCAUGGCAACCGGUCUCCCUUAGCAGAUCUGACACUGAAGGGCAUGCUACUGCUGCCUCUUUGUCCCGUGGAGUGGCUGGAAGUGGUGAGCCCCUGCCUGUGUAAUUUUUAUAUUUAUAUCAGACAUGAAGAGUUAUGUUUUCCAUCCCCAUCCCCAGGCCGCUGGGAAGGGGUCACCGGAUUGAAACUGUCUCAGGACCUCGAUGAUCUUGCCAUUCUCUACCUGGCCACAGUGCAAGCCAUUGCUUUUGGGACUCGCUUCAUUAUAGAGGCCAUGGAAGCUGCAGGGCACUCGAUCAGCACUCUUUUCCUGUGUGGAGGCCUGAGCAAGAAUCCCCUUUUUGUGCAAAUGCAUGCGGACAUUACUGGCAUGCCUGUGGUCCUGUCCCAAGAGGUGGAGUCUGUUCUUGUGGGCGCUGCUAUUCUGGGUGCCUGCGCCUCGGGGGAUUUCACUUCUGUACAGGAGGCAAUGGCAAGAAUGAGCAAAGUGGGGAAAGUUGUGUUUCCCAGACUUGAGGAUAAGAGAUAUUAUGACAAGAAAUAUCAAGUAUUCCUGAAACUGGUUGAACACCAGAAGGAGUAUGCAGCAAUCAUGAAAGGGGACUGAACAGAGCUUGCCAGUGCCAGUGGCAGAAGGUUCUGUGGCACCACACCAGGGACCUCUGUCAUUUCAUCUUGUAUUCAGACCCUUUAGGUAUCAUUUUAUCAUUCUGUAUUGUCUUUUAAUAAAGGAAACCAAGAUAUGUGCAACCAGAACUAGAUGAUUCCACUUCAGAAUCCCUCCAUUAUGUACUUGGCAGUCUCCAUGGGCACCAUCAUGGAGACGGAAGUUUCAUGUGGGGUCAUAGGAUCUCUUGUGGGACCAGACCUCGGGGAUCAUUCAGUUCAAGGGAAAAUUGUGCUUGUUGAUGGAGUCAGUGCCA